UGCUGGCAGAAUCAUCGAACGAGAGAGGAUACAGUCCUGUGUCCUGUGUGUCGUUAUGUAAAAGAUAUACCGAACGCCUGUGAACAGGAGAAAGAGCUGCUCAUAGUUCCUUCGAAAAUUACGUCUCACGCACAUUGAGUAAAAAAAAGCAAUUUUUUCCUUUCCAAUUUUCACCCUAAAAGUGCCGCAUUGGAGAAUUUCACCCUCUUGGAUCUUUCGAACGUCCUUGUAUUUGAAAAACCAAAAAUUUUUUCAACGUCGACUCCAAAGCUCUGCGAUCUAAGAUAAAUCAUCGGGUGUCAAAUGUGUAAGUUCAAAUUAUCCAGCCGUCCCGUUGAUCGUUGAGAAAAUAAGAAGCAAAACAUCAAUGGAACUACAAUUCGUAUUGUUCGCCUAUUUUUUGGGAAUGUGCUUAGGAUUAAAAGAAGUCCGUAUCCAGAUACCGAACGCUGUAAAAAAAGGUGAUUCAGCGAUAUUCGGAUGUUGGUAUGAUACAGAGGGGGAUACUUUGUACGCCGUCAAGUGGUACAAGGGUCGUCGUGAAUUUUACCGUUACACACCAAACGAUAAUCCUGCAAUCAAGACGUUUCCAAUUGGAACGUUGAGCGUUAAUAAAAGCGAGAGUAACGCUACGCAGGUUGCAGUUAACGGAUUAGAAUUGGAUUCCGCCGGUACUUACAGCUGUGAAGUAUCGGCUGACGCUCCUUCAUUCCAUACCGCUAUUGUAUCCGCGAAUAUGAACGUUGUUGAAUUGCCGAUCCAUCGUCCUUCUAUUCACGGGAUGAAGCGCAAAUAUAGAGUUGGAGAUAUUCUAAGAGGAAAUUGUACUUCGGAUGGGAGCAAACCAGCGGCCAAUUUAACUUGGUUUAUCAACGGUCGUCAGCCGCUCAAUUCUCACAUACGAUAUUACAACCCGCAAGAUUCAAAUAUAGCCGGCGAACAUCAGGAUUCGGCGAUAGGAUUGCAGUUUUUGAUAACCCCCGAUCACUUUGCUGGUGGAAAAUUGAAAGUACGUUGCAGCGCAUCGAUAUACGACGUUUAUUGGCAGAGUACGGAAGUCAGUGCGGAAGAAGAUCGACCGAAAGGCUCAAAUUUUGAACCAGCGGCAACAAUCGUUGGCAUAAAUUACCUCCAACCACCACCAAACUUUCAAACUGAACAGAGGAAACCCGACGGUCAGGCAGAUGUUAAAGUUAUUGGAUCUUCGGCUGAGCGACGAAGAGUGAUGAAUGGCUGCGUAGAGUUUAUGUUAUUGAUAAUUAUACAAAUAAUUGUAAUUCGAUGAAGUUCUAUGUAUUAUACUAUGGUAUUUUGGAGCUAUUUAUAUGAAUCAAUCUGCUUAUAAAGAUAUUUGAAUCUGUC
Molecule: messenger RNA, 1362 nt
Organism: Athalia rosae (coleseed sawfly)
Lineage: Eukaryota; Metazoa; Arthropoda; Insecta; Hymenoptera; Athaliidae
Exons: 6
Coding region: 368-1285 (305 amino acids)
Source: RefSeq, a predicted model, not a curated record